Messenger RNA from Erythranthe guttata (spotted monkey flower), 1043 nucleotides. The record is from RefSeq and is a predicted model, not a curated record. NCBI's taxonomy places the organism in Eukaryota, Viridiplantae, Streptophyta, Magnoliopsida, Lamiales, Phrymaceae.
AAAAAAAAAAAGUUUCCCGCGCCAUUCGGUUUAACAAGAAUAUAAAAGGGUGUAACUGCAACCAAUCCAAAAAGAAUUAUCUGUAUUCACAAUCACAAGUAAACUUUUUUUUCCCGCCGAGAUUCUUUCUGCACAUGGUAUUCUGAAGUUUUCUCCAAGAAUCUUUCUAGAACAGGGUUUAGUUGAAUUUCUGUAAACUUUGCAAGAAUGGAAGACGGUGAAAAUCGGGAUAACGAGAAUCAAUCAGGGGUUUUUGUUAAUCAAGAUCAGCUGUAUCCCAAACUAUUUGAUAAUGGAGUUUUGCACCUGCUGAUUGAAGACAACGAUUGGCCACACGAGCAUGUGCAGACUCAGGACCUCGUUCCCGAUAAUAACCCGGUCAAGUUCGAUGUCGUCGACACCGUUAUACCGGAGAAUAUUCCUUCGUUUGUACCGGAGAAUAUUCCUUCGUCUGUUGGUGGUGGUGGUGGUCUCGAAACCACUGUGAUGCUUGAUCUUAAAACCCUCACUCCUGCAGAUAAUAAUCCUGUUAAUGUUCCUAAUUUGGGGGAUAAUACUCGGCGAAUUAUGAUGUCGUUAAUUCGGGAUUAUAGAAAAGUUAUCGACGGUCUCAAUUCUCUGUUGAAAACGUUGACUCUUGACCAAGAUGACACGAUAGCUUCUCUCUCUGACGAUUCUGUUUUUGUUGCUGAUUCUCAGCCGGCGGAUUUAGUACAGCCUACCUCUUUCGCGGGCGCGUUUGAUAAUGGCGGUGCCGCUAUGCGAAGAGGUGCUUUUUCUGAUGACAAUGCUAAUAGCCGUGCUGGAAAUUCUGCUGGAGAGGUUCCAAUUGUCGAUGACAAAGUUUUGCUUGCUGAAAUCGAGAAAUUGGGGAAUCUUUUGAAUGAAGUGGAGAAAUCUAUGCAUGCGUUCGUUGGUCGGCAUGGACAGCUUAGCUCCAAAGUCGAUAACGCUGUGGUGAGUACAUUUUUUGCUGCUUAGUUGGUGAUAUCAUUUUUUUUUACCGUAUAUUGAGUUGUAUAAAAUCGAAACGAAUUUUUUUU